Copidosoma floridanum is the source of this 711-nucleotide messenger RNA. RefSeq names its product zinc finger protein OZF-like. The record is from RefSeq and is a predicted model, not a curated record. Lineage: Eukaryota; Metazoa; Arthropoda; Insecta; Hymenoptera; Encyrtidae.
AUGGUUGCCGGCGUUCGAAACUGCAGGUGGAACGUUGGUCUCGACAUCGGCGACGAAGCUUUUCCGGGCCCCCCUUGUUCUUUCUCCGUCACGAGUAUGGACGAAAGUGCCAUCGAUUUCCUUUUCAACGAAUUAAUCGGUACAAUCGGCGAAACGAAGGACGAUCCCCGGAUACGCGAAACCACCGAGCCGGAUGAUAAGUUGUUCGUUUGCAAAGUGUGCAAGAGGAGCUUUCGCCUCAAGAGCAACCUGACGAGGCACGAGAAGAUCCACGCGAAUGUGAAGCUCUACAGGUGCAAAACGUGUUCGCGAAGCUUCGCCCGGAAGGACUGCGUCACACGACACGAGCGCAGCCACGCGGGCGUCAAGUCCUACAGUUGCGAGCAAUGCCCGAAAAGCUUCACGUACAAGUCCAGUCUGACGAAGCACGAGCGGCUCCACGCGGCCACCAAUAAGCCCCUGUACGGUUGCAACCAGAGCACUAAGAGUUACCCGCAAAGGGCCCAGCUUGCGGUGCACGAGCGGAUCCACACCGGUGACAGGCCCUACGGGUGCAAGGUGUGCCCGAAAACCUUUACCUACAAGUCCAAUCUCGUGCAGCACGAGCGGAUCCACACCGGUGACAGGCCCUACGGGUGCAAGAUUACUGUCUUACCUGAUAACAAAUGGAAAAAAAUCACCAUCCUGAGGUUUCCUUCGGUGUUUAAAUAA